Molecule: messenger RNA, 1005 nt
Organism: Aspergillus ruber CBS 135680
Lineage: Eukaryota; Fungi; Ascomycota; Eurotiomycetes; Eurotiales; Aspergillaceae
Exons: 1
Coding region: 1-1005 (334 amino acids)
Source: RefSeq, a predicted model, not a curated record
AUGGAUGCCCUCGGGGCUUUCUCCUACAUGUCCGAUAACCUACCAACCUGGAUCACUCAUAUUACCGACCUGGCUGCAUACACCGCUGCCAAAAAUGCCGAAUACGCAGAAGCUUAUAAGAAACACGCGACAAUAGCAGGCAAGCCUAGACGUCGGCGCAAGAACAGCUCUGUUUGCUCCAUCCACACGGAAGAUAUACUCCCUUCGACUCAGGUUCCCGACACUCCUACCACCGGUGUUGCAGACCAGAACCAAGAUCCGGCGUCUUGCGCACAGAAUGGGUCUAACGAGUACUCCCGAAAGAGAAGGACGGACGAUGAUGACGCCCCGAGCUUCGAGGAUCCAACAGCAUCUCUCGUCAGCACCAGACACAACCUUAUAAUCCACUACGACGGUCACACGCAGGAGGUUUUGGAGAACAUGGUUCGAAAUAUUGUAACGGCCAGGAACAACAUCCGACGAGGGCGGAUGUCUCAGCUUCCACGUAUGGGCUUCCGACAAGGUAUACCUUCUAUGCCCGGCCGCGGUCCGCCAGAUGCAGUAUUGUCCAGCAUUCGCAGUGCACGGAAUCGAGGGCCUCCAGUGCCACAGAAGGAGAGCGCUGCAUUCGAUCUUGCCGACAAGCAACUGGAAGUAGCUCACGGCUUGUGUGAGUCGGCUGCCUACCAGUUCCUCCGUUCGGGUGACUGCAAAUCGGAACUAAGUAGUGUGGAUGAGAAGUUCAAGAUGCUGCUUGAUAUGUCUAGCGUUGAAGUGCGACGACUGAAGGAGGAACAAGAACAGGCACCACCAGAGCCGGAGAAGGAGGAAACAACGAUAGAACCCCAGUUACCAACCUCUAUAUCCGCGAUCGAGCCGAGUGAGAAGCUCAAGCCCACCUCACCAAACGGGGCUGCGACCGGGGCUAUCGAAGUCGAUGAUGACACUUCAGCGUCUAUGGAACCAAUUGACCUGAGGGCAUUCCGGGCGAACCGGAUGGCCCGCAUGGGGCGUGCACCAGUGUGA